Geodia barretti is the source of this 1230-nucleotide messenger RNA. The record is from the annotation of a GenBank genome assembly. Lineage: Eukaryota; Metazoa; Porifera; Demospongiae; Tetractinellida; Geodiidae.
AUGAGUAUCGGGUUGCUUGGUUUGAAUCACACGACUGCACCGGUUGAGGUGCGGGAGCGCUUUGCCGUCACUGGUGAGGAAGCAGAAGUUCUUGCCAGGAAACUGAUGCAGAGAGAUUCGCUGCAUGAAGCUCUGGUGCUAUCGACUUGCAACCGCGUGGAAUUCCUGGUAAGUGGAGAGCAACUGCAGCCAGUUCGGGAGUUCCUCGAGGACCUGCAGCCCCAGGACGAGCAUUUUUUCUACAACUAUUCGGAUCGCAAGGCGGUGAGACACCUGUUCCGGGUCGCUUCAAGCCUUGACUCGAUGGUGGUUGGCGAACCCGAGAUCCUGGGCCAGGUGAAAGAUGCAUACCAACAUGCCAAGGAUGCAGGAACGAUUCGCGGACCGCUUGAGCUGCUGCUGACCCAUACAUUCCGUGUAGCCCGUCGAGUCCGCAAUGAAACAGCAGUCGGGAAGAUGGCGGUCUCGGUCAGUUAUGUGGCAGUCGAACUGGCCAGAAAAAUUUUUGGAGACCUGGAUGGAUUGUCCGUGCUGCUGAUCGGAGCCGGUGAGGUGGCGGAGUCUGCCGCCCAGCAUCUGCAUGCAGCGGGAGCGUCGCAGCUUUAUGUGGCGAACCGAACGUACGAGAAGGCUUGUGAGCUGGCGCAGCGAUUGGAAGCUACAGCUGUGGAAUUCGACCGGCUGCUCGAAAUGCUGCAGAGCGUUAACAUCCUGAUUUCCUCGACAAGUUCACGGGAUUACAUCCUGACGAAACAGACUGCAGAAGGUGUGAUCGCCUCCCGCCGAAACAGGCCCAUCUUCUUGGUGGAUAUUGCCGUCCCACGGGACAUUGAUCCCCAGAUCAACGAAGUCGACAACAUGUUGGUUUACGACAUUGACGACCUGCAGCAGGUAGCGGCAGCCAACCAGAAGCAGCGGAGUCGGGAAGCCGUACCGCGGAAACGCCAUAUUGACGAGAGAAAACACGAGACACCAGAGAAGGUUUGUUGUGCGAGGGGGUUGCGAACUGAUGAUGUGGCCCCGACGAUUGUUUCAAUCGCAUCAACAAGAGGCUGGAGGAGAUCCGUCAAAGUGAGCUCCAGCGUUAUGGUCCAAAACUGGAUGGUUUGUCACCAGACCAGCAGGAAACAGUUGAUCCUUGACCCGAGGUAUCACCAACAAGCUGGCACAUCACUGGAUCAGACAUGUCAGACAGAGUGCUGCAGAUCCAAGGGCGGCUACGAAGAUUGA